Molecule: messenger RNA, 1177 nt
Organism: Adelges cooleyi (spruce gall adelgid)
Lineage: Eukaryota; Metazoa; Arthropoda; Insecta; Hemiptera; Adelgidae
Exons: 7
Coding region: 174-1058 (294 amino acids)
Molecular function (GO): calcium ion binding
Source: RefSeq, a predicted model, not a curated record
UUUGUGUGCUUUAUUCCAAUAGCUAUUAUUUUGUAUUCAAAAUUAUUUAUGAUUUUGUUUUUCCCAAAUUUUUGGUCUUACACGAAAUACGUCAGAAACACAAAACUCGUAAGCAAAACACGUUAAAUUCCUAACAGCAGGUCUCAUAAAAACCAUACAUAUUUCCAAUUACAAUGAUUUCAAACAAGAUUGUACUCCUUUUUUUUGUCGCAUGUUUUGUCGAGAAAUGUAGUAGUACGGUUGAAUGGCGAGAGAUAUUCAAGAGGAACGACAGCAAUAGCGAUGGUCUUAUCGACGCUGUUGAAUUACAGAAAAUAAUAUUCCAAGAUUUCAAAGGAUUCAUCACCGUUCGCCUUGCAGACAUUUAUAUAUCUUUCAUUAAUUUAAACGGAAGCAAUAAAAUAGGUUUUGAACAGUUCAAACGUAUGGCACCGCUAUUCGAGAUUUUGUCGCAGAGGGGAAAUUCAGAGGACAAUGACAAAGUCAACGGUAGUGAGACUAUUUCGGUAGAAAAUUUCCAGGUAAAAUUAUUGCAAAAAUUUGGAGACGUGUUUAAAAAGAAGAUAGAAGUUUUAGAACUAUUCAAGCUCAUCGGUCUAAACGAAAAAGAUUCAAUUGGGAGCGAAAAGUCCAAGGAAAUAGUAGACAUUUUGAGGGCUACUCUAAAGUUAAAUGACCUAUACGGGGUAUUUCGCUUAUUCGACAAGGACAAAAAUAACGUUUUCGACGGCGAAGAACUUGUUGAACUAAUACAAAAGGUACGCCCAGAUUUGGCGGCCGUAGAACGUGCAAAAGCUCAGAUGAAGAGCUACGAUACAAACGGCAACGAUGAGAUUGAUUUUGCUGAAUUUUCAAACCUUUACUGUAGUCCGCUUCCCGCAGAGCAGACGUUCGAAGAUAUGUUUGGUAAACCACUCGUAUCUAUAGACGAACUUAACGAUUUCUAUGAACGACUACUCGGAGGACGACUUCCAUUGAACCUGAUAAAUCAACUAGAUCCUUUACGUAAAAACAAAAUAUCUUAUCAAGACAUCAAUAAAAUUGCAAACGUUUUUUAAAUAGUUAGUGAGGAAACUAUGCACAUUUAAUACAAAUUUCAAGUAUAUAUGUCAAUAGCGAACGUAAUCAAAAGAUUGUCUAAUUAAUUUGUAUAACUGCUAAAGAUUAAUGAUAUUGU